This is a messenger RNA of Austrofundulus limnaeus, 3201 nucleotides long. It is a transcript of the gene rps6ka2, whose product is annotated as ribosomal protein S6 kinase, polypeptide 2. Gene Ontology annotation, molecular function: protein serine/threonine kinase activity; magnesium ion binding; ATP binding. NCBI's taxonomy places the organism in Eukaryota, Metazoa, Chordata, Actinopteri, Cyprinodontiformes, Rivulidae. Gene Ontology annotation, biological process: protein phosphorylation; intracellular signal transduction. The record is from RefSeq and is a predicted model, not a curated record.
CGGAGGGCAGCAGAUGAACAUACACAUGCAGAUAUAUGUGAGGAGGGAGCUCACACACACACACACACACACACACACACACACACACACACACACACACUUCUCCUGAUUCAGCGGAACAGAUUUAUUCGUCACCUCUCCCUGCAGCCUGACGCAGCGAGCCCUUGCUGCAAGCACACACACACACACACACACACAGGACAAUCCCCGAAGCCCCACAGGCAAGUCAUCCCCACUGCGAGGCUGCGUGGAUUAACAGCUCUGCCUGCUUACUGGAGUCCACUGCAACUGAGCUGUAGGGAGACACGGAGAGGAGACAGCACUGAAAAGCAGCAGACUGAGACGAAUCGCGCAACAGAACGAUGGAGAAACUACAGCCAGACGUUGAGGAUGGGCCAGCAGAGAAGCUCCGGGACAAAUAGGAAACAGGCACAAACAACACCUGUCUUAUUUCUGUGCGUCUGCCUGAGGAGUCCCUGCAGGGAGAUGUUGAUCAUUAUGGGAUAAAUACUCAGGUCCUGCAUGUGGCCAUGGAUGCAAGCACGCGCAAAUUUACAGUACGGAGGUGGUUUUCUAUCUACCUGAAGAACAAGGCAGCACGAAAYAAGAACAGUGCUGGUUUCUGUCAGCUGGAGGAUGACAGCAUACUCAAGGAGAUUGACAUCAGCCACCAUGUUAAGGAGGGCUGUGAGAAAGCAGACCCUUCUCAGUUCCAACUACUGAAGGUUCUGGGACAAGGUUCCUAUGGAAAGGUGUUCCUGGUAAGAAAGAUAAGGGGGGUGGACAGAGGGCAGCUGUACGCCAUGAAGGUCCUGAAGAAGGCCACUCUCAAAGUUCGGGAUCGUGUUCGGUCUAAGAUGGAAAGAGACAUUCUAGCUGAAGUGAACCACCCAUUUAUAGUUAAACUGCACUACGCCUUUCAGACAGAAGGGAAGCUCUAUCUGAUCCUGGACUUCCUCAGAGGAGGAGACCUUUUCACUCGUCUGUCAAAGGAGGUAAUGUUUACAGAAGAGGAUGUGAAGUUUUACCUUGCAGAGUUGGCCCUCGCCUUGGACCACCUUCACAGUCUUGGGAUCAUCUACAGAGACCUUAAACCUGAAAAUAUUCUUCUGGAUGAAGAAGGGCACAUAAAGAUCACUGAUUUUGGUCUUAGCAAGGAAGCCAUUGAUCACGACAAAAGAGCUUAUUCUUUCUGUGGAACGAUUGAGUACAUGGCUCCUGAGGUUGUGAACAGAAGAGGUCACACUCAGAGUGCAGACUGGUGGUCGUUUGGUGUUCUCAUGUUUGAAAUGUUGACGGGAUCGUUACCGUUCCAAGGAAAAGAUCGGAAAGAAACAAUGGCUCUUAUUCUAAAGGCGAAGCUUGGAAUGCCACAGUUCCUCAGCCCUGAAGUCCAGAGUUUAUUAAGAGCGCUCUUCAAGAGGAAUCCUGCUAACCGUCUAGGUGCCGGACCAGACGGAGUCGAGGAAAUUAAAAGGCAUCGCUUUUUUGCAUCUAUAGACUGGGAUAAGUUGUACAAAAAAGAGAUGAGGCCUCCGUUCAAGCCGACUGUUGGAAGACCUGAAGACACUUUUCAUUUUGACCCUGAGUUCACUUCCAGAACACCGACAGAUUCUCCCGGCAUCCCGCCGAGUGCGAACACACACCAGCUGUUUCGAGGUUUCAGCUUUGUGGCAACUAAUCAAACUAAUCAGGAGGCCAGCGUUGCCCCGGUGGCGCCUUCUCGACAGGAGGUGAACAUCAACCCUAUWGCACAGCAUAUUCGUGGCGACGUGGCCUUCAAAGAUGUGUACGAGCUGAAAGAAGAAGUGGAACAGACCGGAGCUUUUGUUCGCAAAAGAUGUCUCCACAGAGUUACAGCUGUGGAAUAUUCAGUGAAGAUUAUUGACAGAACACGGAAAGAUCCAUCAGAAGAGAUUGAGAUUCUGCUAAGAUAUGGGCAGCAUUCGAAUAUAAUUACCCUGAGAGAUGUGUUUGAUGAUGGCCAGAGUGUUUUCUUAGUCUUUGAUAUCCCGAGAGGAAACGAGCUGCUCGACAGAGUUCUGACGCAGCCAAAUUUCACAGAACAAGAUGCAUCAGACAUCAUCUGCACACUGACCAAAACAGUAGAAUAUUUACACUCUCAGGGGGUUGUGCAUCGAGACCUGAAGCCCAGCAACAUUCGCUACGCUGAUGACAGCGGACUCCCAGAAUCCAUCAGGAUCUGUGACUUUGGUUUCGCCAAACAGCUCCGGGCUGAAAAUGGCUUGCUGAUGACGCCGUGUUAUACCGCCACAUUCAUGGCUCCGGAGGUUUUAAGAAAACAGGGUUAUGAUGCAGCCUGUGACAUCUGGAGCCUGGGAAUCCUGCUCUACACAAUGAUCGCUGGUUUCAGCCCCUUUGCCAGCAGUCCUAACGACACAGCAGAGGAGAUCCUGGCUCAGAUCGGAAGUGGGAAAGUAAUAAUCACCGGAGGGAACUGGGACUUGGUGUCAGACGCUGCCAAGGACAUUGUGACAAAGAUGCUCCACGUGGAUCCUCACCAGCGUCUUACUGCCCCACAGGUUCUUCGACACCCCUGGAUUGUAGAGAGAGAGCAGCUGUCUGACAGGAGCCUCAGCAGACAGGAUGCGGUCAUCGUUAAGGGGGCGCUGUCGGCCACCUACACUGCUCUGAAACGCUGCGCUCCAGCUCCAGUCCUGGAACCUGUGCACUCCUCCAGCCUGGCUCAGAGGAGAGGCCUGAAAAAGCUGGGCAGUUCGAACAGCACCAAGGAACCAAAAGAAAAGGAGUAAACUCAAUCAGUUGUGAGAAAUGCCAAAACAGACCUAUUUCAUUUUACAUUGAUUGUUUCUUUGAAAAGCACAAACCAUGCCAAAUGUAGUCUGACAUUAAAGUGUCCCACUGGCACUGACAUCAAGUUUGGCUUUAGUUCACUCAGUUUCUAGGUUGGUUGUUUUUUUGUUUUUUGUUUUUUACUUUUCAAAACUGUUGACUCUGUUUCUUCACAGAAAAGCUAAACAUGAUCGCAGUGAAGUGGCUUUAAUGAAGAGAAUUUAAUGUUAACAUGCAGAUGCCUUGAUUGAUCGUUUGGGUCCUGCAGACAUUUUAUGCUUAAACUGAAAGUUGUCUUUGGCUCCUGUGUUAGUUACAUCAAAUGUUAUUUAUUAUUCUACUUCCACUAGGAAUAUGGCUCCCCUGUAAUGGAUAUUCAAAGCAAGC